AUGUCCCAUAUUCAGUCUUUCGGAAGAGUGGUGGGCUCGAUGGUCCAAUCAAACCCGCAGAUUGCGGGUCUUGUGUGGGGUGGUGCACAGCUAAUCAUCGAGAUGUGUGUUCGCCCCACCCAGAUCCACGAAAUGGUUUUUAACAUGCUCGAAACGCUAUCUCAGUAUUUGCCUUUGUUUGAAACUUGGUGCCGACUGUUUCCUGAGGCAUCCUAUACCGAGCUGUCUGACUCUAUCUGUAAUACCUGUUUAGCGUUUUUUUCGUUCGUAGUGCAUGCAAUAAGAUUUCUUCGCAAUAGUGCGACAGAGAAUGCCCUUCGAUCCAUCUUCUGCCCCUCUUUCCAAACUGAAUUUGCUGAAGCGGAAAGAAAAAUCAAGCGUCAAACAAAACACUUGGAACUGCAGGUACAAACAGCGGGGCUCACGUCUUCUCAGGCAAGGCAUCAAAUCAUCCGCGAUAUGCUACAAUCUUCGGCCAACUCCCCGCCACGACAGCUUUUCGACCGCGAAGAGGAACUCUCCGUACUCCACGAGAAGCUAGCAAACGGGAGAUUGGACAGUACAGAUCCUAAGCUUGCUAGUGUCGUCCUGCAUGGCCUUGGAGGAUUUGGGAAAUCCACUGUCGCUCUAGAAUAUCUCUAUCGACAUUACGAUUUGUAUAAAGUCAUCAUUUGGCUCUAUGCGGAUAAAAAGGAAAAAUUGGACAGUCAAGUCGUCCAGCUGGCAAGACUGUUAGGCCACUCAAGUGAAGGGGGAAAUACAGACGAUAGUCGUGAAGCUGUUAUGCACUGGAUUACGCACCUCGACGUCAACUAUUUGAUCGUCUUCGAUAAUGCAGACGACAUAACGCUCUUGAACCCAUAUUGGCCUUCUUCAAACCACGGUUCCAUCAUCAUAACUAGCAGAAACUCUUAUCCCGGACGAGGUUCCCUUGCGAUGGCUGGAAUAUCCAUCGAACCAUUCACGGUGGACCAAGGCGCUAAUUAUCUUCUUCAUCUUCUGACAGAUAUUGUAUCGCCAACUCAAGAGGACAAGGAUGCGGUAAGAACCAUUGCAGAGAAUUUCGAUGGAUUUCCGCUCGGGCUUCGACAAGCAGCAUAUUUCAUGAGGAAUAGAAGAUGUCUUCCCGCGGCGUACCUUCUGUUAUAUUCCGAGAAUAGAGAUACUCUGGAACAAGAAGAAAUCCCAGGUUACAGUAAGACUUUGGCCGAUGUUUGGGAGUUAUCCAUGAGGACGUUGAGCCAAGACGCAGCUAAUCUUCUUGACAUCCUCACUUUCCUUGACCCCGAUGCCAUUCCCAUCGAUCUGUUCAAGGACUACGGCCAUACAACCCAGUGCUCGAGUUUUUUGGAAGAUGCAUUGAGAUACUUGAACGCGUCAGAGCUGCUGUUGAACCAGUCGCUUAUCAACAUCAACGUCCGGGAUAAUAUCAUAUCAAUGCACCGAUUCUUUCAAGCAGCAACAUUUCGAAAACUUGGGGCCCGUAGGACGAGGUUCCACGACGUAUGCUGUAGUGUCAUCCAGAUGAUCAACCAUGUUAUUCCCCAAGAUGAUUAUCUUUCAAUGAAACAUUUAGAGGCCUGGAGGGUUGUGGAGACCUAUAUAUCCCACGCGGAAGUCUUGUACGAACGAGCGGGCCAAGGCAUACCCGUGGCAGCCGUGAAUAACCUAUUAGAUUUCUCAGGGCGGAUUUCAGGCUACUAUUAUGAGACCGGUCGGUACGAGCCCUGCGGUGUGAUUCUUUCGAAGGCAAAGGAUCUUGCCGCAAAUGAACCAGCGACCGAUAGGAAAAUCCUUUCCAAAAUCUAUUACUAUCACGGUCGAUUGUGUCAAGAGACAAACAAACCUGAUAAUGCAAUCCAAAAUUUCGAAAAAGCAAUCGAUCAUUACGAGAGCGCAUUGCUUCCCGAUGUCGUACGCCAUGAGGAUACAUACCUGGCAAUUCUCUACGAGAACCUUGGAAUGUCCUGCAUUGGAGCGGAAAAGUAUGAUGACGCUGAAAUGUACCUGGAUAAAGCUAUUGAGCUAGGCCAAGCUUCUGGAUCUGCUACAAGUUCUGUCUUAGGAGACUUCCUGCAGUGCAAAGGAGCUUGCUUUCUUUGGAAAGGAGAUCUCGCCAAAGCUGAGGACAUUCUUUGCAGAGCUUUGCUGGAGAGGUGUGGAGAAAAUAACGAAAAUAGAGGUGGUGCACUCUAUUCCCUUGGAAAUGUGUAUUUUCGGCAGGGGAGAUACUCCGAGUCACUUGAGCUUCAUCAGCAAGUCCUUGAGCUUUACACCACCGACCUUGGGAACAACCACCAUUGGGUGGCGGAUUCGUGCCACAAGAUCGGAAGUAUUUUAGCAGUAGCCGGGUUUGAUGGGGGAGAUCUCGUUGAAGCAGAAAGGUUUUUGCGCAGAUCGCUUGACAUCUGGGAUACACCUCCAAAUCUUGGCAAGUCGCAUUCGAAACCUUCUGCAGCUAGGAGUUCAUGGAAACUAGCUAGCAUUCUCACUCGGUUGGAUCUCGACUCGGAAGAAGGGCGUUUGCUCCAUCAGAAGUCAUGUGAGUAUGUGAUGCAGGAACGCGGAGUUGACUUGAACAAGAUAGAUGACCCCGAGGCUGUUGUGGAUAGCUUGGUGUGGUAUUGGAGUCGUUAGCUAGAUACGCCGAGGCUGAUGGAACGUCUAGUGCUCGGAAGGCUCCUAACCGCAUCUAUUCCGCUGCCCUGAUGUAUCGCCCUAAAGCAACUCUGAUGGGACACAUUGAGAUGAGGCGUUUCAUCUAUUAAAGGGGCCGGUGCAGAUCUUUUAUGAAUGCUGGAUCAUAAUUUGCGCGGUAUAUCUGCUGCAAUUAGGAGCUCCGACAAGCAGCCAUGGUGGAGAAAUGUAGUGAGAAUUUAGAC
Molecule: messenger RNA, 2882 nt
Organism: Mytilinidion resinicola
Lineage: Eukaryota; Fungi; Ascomycota; Dothideomycetes; Mytilinidiales; Mytilinidiaceae
Exons: 7
Coding region: 1-2637 (878 amino acids)
Molecular function (GO): ADP binding; protein binding
Source: RefSeq, a predicted model, not a curated record